Molecule: messenger RNA, 4338 nt
Organism: Solea solea (common sole)
Lineage: Eukaryota; Metazoa; Chordata; Actinopteri; Pleuronectiformes; Soleidae
Gene: fam222ba
Product: family with sequence similarity 222 member Ba
Exons: 3
Coding region: 608-2404 (598 amino acids)
Source: RefSeq, a predicted model, not a curated record
ACCAUCACUCACGCACUUAUCGGGACCUGCGUGAAUGUGCGUGUGUGUGUGUGUGCAUGCGUGGAUCCAAAUUUAGUGUCAGCCAGAUGUUGUGGCCGCGCCUCUCGCACCUGCAGAGGCAAGUGUUAAAGGUGAUAACAAAAGGGUUGACGUCACCGGGCUCGUCCUACUGAUCCUGCCGCACAACCUCGACCACUGAGGAGGUGAAGGAGGAGGAGGAGUAGUUUCAGAGGAGGAUGAGAGCAGCUCUGGCUUCUCUUUCACCGUAACGCCUGGUGGUUGGGGUCUGGGAGGAGAAGAGGGUCUUUCGCUGAUCAAAUUUCGGGUAUCCUAAGGGCGCACUUAACUAAUGGGAUCCUAUCGAUGUUUCUCCCCCUUCAAGUCUGAUGUGUACACGGCGGAAUGUUAAUGUUGCCACAGCGUGUCCGUGUUGUGUUUGGCUGCUCCGGGUCUGGCUUUAUUACUGUGCAGGUCGCUGUUUAAUGACAUGGAAGCCUGACGGAUAUGACUUCUGUGACCGAUGUGACUAUGGACGUGAUCGGCUUAACUCUGCUGCUCAUGUGUGAGGAGAAGUGUAUGUCCCAUGUUGCAUUAGUGUCUGUGUGAAAUGCUGGCCUGUCUGCCGGUGCCAGGUGACCUCCCCCUUCAGCUUCUCCCCCACACGCAGAUGAACACUGGACUUCAGAAAUGGGACACCACACAGAGGAUGAGAUCUACUCCAUUUCCAACCCCUGCAGAAUUGGACGCAUAUGCUAAGAAGGUUGCCAACCACCCACUCACCAUCAAGAUCUUCCCCAAUAGCGUCAAGGUCCCCCAGCGAAACCACGUGCGGCGCACUGUGAACGGCCUGGAUACAUCAGGGCCGCGCUACAGCCCGUACCCUUCGUCUCAGGCCAAGACAGGGCUCCUCGCCGUUGUCAAGGUGCCCACAGUUAAAGGCAUCCUAAAAGAUUUUGAUGGUAGCCGGGCUCGCUUGCACCCAGAAGUUAUCAUGAAUCCUCACACUGGACCUUAUCAAGUGGCUCCAACCAGCACUUUAAAUCACCACCCACCUCUGCUGAACCUUCCUCUGUCACAGCAAAGCUUAUCGCUUCAACCACAGGACCCAUCUCAGGCACUACAGAUGCCCCUCCCUCAGCACCAGGGUCACACCCAGAGCCUCAAACACCUUCCUCCCAUGGCCCAGCACCCUCAGGGCCCAACCAGACUUCAGACUCUGUCUCAGCACCCAGCCCUUGGCCACAUGCAGGGCCCCCCUACUGUCAUGCUUCAGCAGCAGCACCUUCAGCAGCAGCCGCAACCAGGCCUGCAGGGGGGCAGAAAGCUGGCAGACAGUGACGUACCACCUAAUGUUACAGUUUCUACCUCAACCAUUCCACUCUCAAUGGCUGCUGGGCUGCAUCAGGGCCACCAGGCCGACCUGAGCACUAUCGUGCAUCAGAUUAACCAGUUCUGCCAAGCCCGAGCUCAUGGUGUAGGAGCGACCUCCAUGUGCGAAGGCCAGAUCGCCAACCCUAGCCCGAUCAGUCGCAAUCUGCUUAUCAGCGCCUGUUCCAGGGUCUCCAUGCACAGCAACCCUGCCACCCCCGGCUUCCCCCCACCCAACUGCAUCAUUGGCUCUCAAGAUAAAACCCCAGUAGGAGCUCAUCCUCCAACCAGCGUGGCUGCUAUGAACCACUUGCCUUCCAGCCAUGCUGAUCUCAAGCAGCAGCACCAUUUGCAGCAUCACCUGCACCCACAACAGAAUCAGCAGCAUAUACAGAUACAACAUAACAUUCAACAGCAGAAGAUGCACUCCUGGAAUCCGCACCAGUUGGCUCACGUCACCCAUAUUCAGAACGGUGGGACUCACCUCUGCAAGCAGCCUUCCCGGGACCCCACCUUCCAUUUUAAGGGCAUGGGCUACCCUGCAGAGGUGUGUGUGGGUCAGCCUUACACACUGAAACCUCCUGUAGAGAGGCCCACCCCCUCUCCUCCUGUCAACAACGGAAUGCCUGGUCACAUGGCCCACUACACCAAUGGUCAUUACUUCCAGUCCCACAAUUGGAACAACAGCAUUCUACCCACACCCAACAGUGACAGCUCUGGGUCUCAGGACGUAGCCAUGCCAUUCCACAGUGUAGGUCCAGGGGGGUGCACCACACUAGACUGUGGGCCCCCUGGGGCUCCCCAUUACAGGCUAGGAGCGAGCGCCGCCUCCUCCUCCUCCUCCUCCUCCUCCUCCACCACCCAGGCCGCUCUGAUGCAAACAGCAGAUUACUUGGGUGGGGACUUCCAGACGCCCUACUUCCGAGAUCAGAAUCUAGGGUUGAUGGGCAAGAUGCACAGGCCUACUCUGAGCAGGGUAGGUCCAGAGGUUGGAGAUGGCAGAACCUCUCUCAUCCAGCACCCAGGGUACAGAUAAGCUAUAUGGCCUUGUCUACACAACCGUUAUCAAACCCCUUUGUUUAGUCUUAAGAAAGGAAACAUGUGAAUACAAUGAAAUUGAUACUUAAACAAAUGACCGCUAAUGUUAAAGAGGGUAAAUUAAUAUAUUAUGUGGAGAACAGUAUUUUCUUUUUUUAAUUUGAUUUUCUUUCUUUUUUUUUAAAUAAAUCUUGCAAGUGAUCAAUUGCUAGUUUUAUUUUGUUAAUGAGUGCAUUUACCUGGCACUUUAGGGAACUUUUUCAUGUGUGUACAUGUCUGUAAUAUAUGUGUUUGUCAUUACCGGCUUCUUCUUCUCUGUCACACUUGCCUAUCUUUGUGCCUACCCCAUCUGUAAGAUUCUUUGUUUUUUCAACCUCAAACCUAUCAAUAAAGUUUUCUUAUGCAUGUAGGAAAGAAGAAAAACAAAUAGAUCCCCCAGUUUAUAAACUCUAUGAAUGUUUUACAGGGUCUUGUCAGGUUUUUCUUUAUGAAACAAGUGACAAAUUUUCAUUUUGGUGUCAAAGCUUAAAUCUCAGCAGCAUCAAAAUUGAACAUGAUCACUAAAUGACUCAAGAAAGAGUAAUGCUCUUGAUUCAAUAUAAAGCUAACUGAUGUUUUAUUCUUUUUAAGUGUAAUUUAUUUGUACAAUAGCACUGUUUAAGGCUGAUUCCUCUCGUUCAGUUAAGGAAGCAUAUUAUCAAGUUGUAUGUUUAUAGUAAUGAUCCAGCAGGGAGCACAUAUGUUUAACAAACAAAAGAAAGGUGAUGCUCUGUUCUGCUAAAAAUGCUGCAAUGAAUUCAGGUGUUUGAAAAAAGACUUUUGUCAAUGCCACGAUGGUUUGGCAACACAAAAUGGCCAAAGUCAGGUUAACAAAGACUCACUGUCAUGAAGAUGUGCCAUUUCAUUUUUAUUUCCUUUUCACAUCAUUUUUUUUGUAACCAUGUUAAAUGCAUUACUUGAAUGUUCAGAUUAUUUGUUUUGCAGAUGUUUAAGGCGAUUGUUGAGUUACGAGGACAGAACUCUGGAGUAGGAGAACAUAUUAGUGUUGUUAAUGUCAUGAAGAGGCGAACCAGAGGUUUGAUCCCCCCCCUCAGCAGAAACUGGAGUGGGUUAAUUUAUGUGUAGUUGCUACUGAUUUUGAUGUGAAGUCUCCCUGGAAAGACCAAAUUGAUCACUUGCAAGAUCACAUGGAGGUAAACAAAACUGACUUUUAGGUUUAAAGUGAAAGCAACUGCAUUGUUAUUAUUUUAUUGUACACUGGCUUACCUACUAGACUACUGUAACUUUGAAAUGUAAUGAUUGUGUGUGAAUGUUACCUGCUGACGUGGGUAGAGUUCAGGGUGUGAGAGCGUGUGUGUGUGUGCGCGCGUGUGUGUAAACACAAUGAUGCCCAUGUUUUGUUCACCUAACUCCCUAACAGCCCUUAAAAAGCCUUAAGUGUUUGGUCCUUGGACGUUCCUCUGCUAAUGAGCAUGGUUUUAAUGAAAACCCCAAACAAUAAGGAGAAUGAAGGUGAUGGUAAGGAUACACAGAAAUAGCUUCUUCUUUUUUUUUUUCCUUGAUCUUUUUAUUUUAAUGACGUUUUGUUGAAUAGACAAUUCCUUAGAAAUUCUUUAUUAUGGAAAGCAAGAAAAGGAGUAAUAUUUUGUAAUUAUAUAUUUUAGCAAUGUGUAGUUACAGAGCUGUAACUUUUUUCCACGUUUCAAAGCUUCGGUUUGCAGUUGUGACUAUUUAUAAUACUUGAUUUGCUUGUUAUUUAAAUUUUAUUUUCUCCUUUUUUUUUCCCUUGUACUAUUGCUGUGAAAUGGAAGAAGGUCCUGAAGCCUUUCUUUUGUGUCACUGUACGGCAGAUGAAGAGGCAAGAGCGUGAGAGUUGUGCUACUCUUUUUGUAAUAUUGUAAUAAUAAAAUAAAGUUCUAAUUUAUGCUUUGA